AUGAAGCUAAUAUCCAUCUUUCUGCUGGUGACCAUUGGUAUUUUUGGUUAUUCUGCCACUGCCUUCCUCAUCAAUAGUGUCCCUCUUCCUGUUGACAAACUACCCUUACCUUUGGACAACAUUAUUCCCUUAUUUGAUCCCUUGAAGAAGCUUCUGAAAACCCUGGGAAUUUCUGUAGAACAUCUGGUGCAAGGACUGAAGAAAUGUGUGGAUGAACUGGGACCAGAGGCUUCAGAGGCUGUGAAGAAGCUUCUGGAGGCCCUAUCACACCUGGUGUAA
Cricetulus griseus (Chinese hamster) is the source of this 279-nucleotide messenger RNA. The record is from RefSeq and is a predicted model, not a curated record. Lineage: Eukaryota; Metazoa; Chordata; Mammalia; Rodentia; Cricetidae.